AUGUCCUCUCCACAUCCAAGCCUUGCUCACCUUGGUCCUGCUGCUCUGUUCGGUCCUGUGAGUAGCAGCAGGGUGGUGGAGAAGGCAGCAGCAGCAGUUCCUAUCACUGCUAACAUGCAAGUUUCUGGGAUAUCCCUACAAUUGAAUCUGAAAUAUAGUGACGCCCCUCAGAAACUGGAGAGCUUUAAGGACCAUGUCCUCUUUGUCUUGAAACUAUAUGAUAUGAUUAAUCCAGAAAAGCUUUCAGUAUUUUCCCACUUCACAAAUGACCUAGGCUUAGAUAGUUUGGAACAAGUAGAAAUUCUAAUGGCCAUGGAAAAUGAAUUUAGGUUAAAAAUUCCUGUAAUAGAUACUGAAAAGUUAAUGUGUUCACAAGAAAUUGUAGAUUACAUUGAAGAUAAGAAAGAUAUGAUUCUCAAAUCAGCCAAUGCAGAUAUUACCUCUCAGCUGACACCCCCUUGCUCCCCACAUUCUUCAGUGCAGUGA
Dromiciops gliroides (monito del monte) is the source of this 486-nucleotide messenger RNA. RefSeq names its product acyl carrier protein, mitochondrial-like. Bases 1 to 486 code for a protein of 161 amino acids. The record is from RefSeq and is a predicted model, not a curated record. Gene Ontology annotation, cellular component: mitochondrion. Gene Ontology annotation, molecular function: acyl binding; acyl carrier activity. Lineage: Eukaryota; Metazoa; Chordata; Mammalia; Microbiotheria; Microbiotheriidae. The transcript has 2 exons. Gene Ontology annotation, biological process: fatty acid biosynthetic process.